UAAUUAUGCAGAAGGAUAUAAAGAGUUUCUUCCUUGUACGGAGUACGUCUGCUGAUAAGCUUUCGCGCAGCUCGAGUGUGUCUAAUGCAUCAGCUCCCAUUAAUACAGAUUCUAGUCCUGAAUCUGUUCCAGAUAACGUGAAGAACAGCAAAGAGGGAGACAUAACAUCUCUUUCUUCUUUGGGCACGACAUCAUGUGAAUCAACACAGGCAAAUGACUCCGUACAGACACAAAGUCAGCCUUCUCAGGAAGGCUCUCAAGGAUCCAAGGUAGAAUCAGCAGACAUACCUGCUGAGAAGCGCGUUGUUGAAGAUUCAUUUGAAGAUGAUGAGCCUAUAGUCCGGAAGCGCUGCUUAAUGUUUGACGGUGGUUUCGUUCCCAGCAUACCAAAGGAUGACAACGAAAACGAUGCUACUACGGUAGCACCAGAACCGGUUGCAAGUAUUCAACCAGAUAUUUGUGAAUCUAGUGCAUUAGUGAAUCGCAUGGGCUCAAUUGCCAAGCUCUCUCAUACCAAGAAAAGCAGAGCCAAGGAUAUAUUAUCGGAUACCAGUUCAGAUUCAUGUGUAUUUUCAUUUUCGAGUGUUUACACUGACAGUAGUUUGGGCACUUCAUGUAGUGCACUGAGUCGCCUUGAUUCCACCAGUAGCAUUAAAGAUGGCGACCUGGAAGAUGUAGGAUCAGGUGGCGUAUUACAUCGUAGCAGUGGCGACGACUUGGUGGACAGAGCUGAUACACAUUAUCAGGGUCAUGAUGGUGAUGUCGAGGAGUUGAGCUUUGAUGAAGAACGUCAUAGGGCAGAAUCUGAGGCGCCGUCGGCAGUAGAUGAUGGAUCCCAAGUGAAAAUCGUAGAUUUGAGUCAGGUUACAUUGACUGUUGGAAAAGAACCCUUACAUCCAUAUUCACAAAGUGAGGAUUGUGCUACUGAUCAGGAUCGCAAGAUGUACCUUAAUUGUGCUGCCAGUCAAAAAAGUCGUGGCUUUAAGGCAUAUGUAGAAUGUUAUUAUAGAUACAACCAGACAUUUGUAUUCCCUCCUUGGGUAUGUGUUGAAACAAUUAAGGACCGCGAUGGUCGGAAACCUACUGAUGAUAAUUACGAUCCCAGUACUAUUUGGAUACCGCCUAAAGGCCACCGUUGGGCCACUGAAUACCGCAGUGGUCACUAUACUGACUGUAUGCAGCAAUGGUGGAAUAUAAAACAAGAUCGUUUCGACCAGUUACUAUUUUUUAAAAUGGGUCGUUUUUACGAGUUAUUCUAUCAUGAUGCUUGCAUAGUGCAGCAGAUUUGUGGUUUGCGAUGGAUGGGUUCAGAGGCUAAGCCUCAUGUAGGUUUUCCGGAGAAGAGUUUGCAUAUAUACGCAUCAUCUUGCGUUGACCAUGGUUACAAGGUGGUAGUGGUCGAGCAGACUGAGACACCUCAACAAUUAGAGCAGCGCAACCGUGAGAGUGGCCAACGUCAAAAUGCAGUGUCACGUGCUAUUUGUGAGAUCAUAACUCCUGGAACGAUUACCCGUCCUGAAAUGCUAACCAAACAAAGCAGACCUCUUUUGCUUAUAACCGACGUUCACCGUGAAGACAUGGGUACGGCAACGGAUGCGAAAUGCGGAAAUGACGAAGGUUUUACUAGCCCAUCACACAACGAAUCCAAAACAAAGCUUCCGUCAUCUUUAGGUCGUAGGACAUUUGAAUUGCCUCGAUGCUUAGAGUCUGGGACUGGUCGCAUGUUUUGUGUAUGUUCCUUUGAUGCUUCUGUGGGUUCGUUAUGCUUGGGUACUUUAGAUAUUUCUCUGGGCAUGGGCCAGUUACGUGCGAUAAUCGCUGCGUUGAGUCCUGCAGAAGUUGUCGUGGACUCUACUUUAUCUGAUCAUUUGGAAGAUCUACGUGAGAUGGCAACUUACCUUGGAUUUGAAUUGACUUCUUUUGACUGUUUCGAGGAUGUGACUCAUGCAACAGUCGGCGAUAAGGAUGCUACAGUUGCUGAAGUUGAUUACACCGAUUUCAUGAAUAAGGUCAACGCAACACUGGGACACCAAACAUUUAUGUACCAAAGGGUGAUACUUCUUGUACAGCGAUACUUAAAAUCUGUUAUGCUGAAUAAUCUACUUAACUACUGUACAAUUAGUAUUUUAUCGAGUAACUACCGCGAUUGCAUGACUUUGGAUUGUGCAGUUUUAACACAACUUGAACUAUUUAAAUCCCAGGAAGGCGAUGUUUCCUCAAGUUUAUUUGGAGUUUUGAACAAGACCUCUUGUGCAUUCGGGGAGCGUAUGCUACGCCAAUGGCUUUUGAAGCCUCUUACGUGUGCUAAUCGUAUAAAUGAACGCAGUGCGGUGGUUGAGUUCUUUCAUCAAAACUUUUCCGUAUGCAGGGCAUACCAGGACCAACUAUGCCAACUACCAGAUUUAGAACGUUCAUUUGGCAAAUUGCUCAAUGCUGCUGCUGGAUGUUAUAAGAUGGCAGUAUACUUUGACGAAGGCAUUUUCUUAAAGCAGUAUACUAUGCACCAGAUGAUGGAGCAGUUUAUGUUACUUCAGCGGUACGUUAAAGCUUUGUUUUCUGACUGUGGCAAGACUGGCCAGGACUUACCUAUUUUAUUACAGGAUAUGAACAAGGCAAUUCAGGAUGUGGCACCUCAUUGCGAAUACUUCCUAUCACUUUUGGAUAUAUCCGGUCCCAAAUCAUGCCAUACCCGUUCUGGAGUAUGGCAAGAAUCCGAUCGCGUUCGCGAUUUAAUAAAUCAGACAGUUUCAGCUCUGCAGAAGGAGCUUGAAGAAAUUCGUGAUAUGUGUCCAUCGGCUAAAUUUGUGCAUACCAAGUUUCGUUAUGAAGUUGAAAUUCAGGAAAAGGAAUAUCGUCGCAUAGCAACUGCAAAGGCAUUUGAGGUGACUUCCACUAGAUCGGGCUUUGUACGCAUACACAACAGGGUCAUUGUAAGUCUUGUUGCUGACCUAAGUGACCACGAAUUUGCCUUGAGUCAAAGUGAAUUACAGUUUUUCCAACACAUGGUUAAGCAACUGCACGAUCGGCGUGAUGUUUUCAAUAAGCUAUUGGUCAUUGCUGCGGAGUUAGACUGCCUAUGCAGUCUUGCAGCAGUUGCUAAAAAUUCGGUGUUACCGCUAACCCGUGCCGAAGUGAUUGAUCGGGGUACAGCAGAACCGUUUGUGCUGAUACGUGAUGCUGUUCAUCCUAUUGUAUCCCAGAUUGACCCGGAGGGUUUUGUACCAAACGAUGUACAGCUGGGACAUGGUGACUACCAGCCGUUGAUACUGCUUACUGGACCUAACAUGGGCGGUAAAUCUACGUUACUGCGACAAGUAGCAUUAUGUGUUAUAAUGGCCCAGAUGGGCUCUUUUGUGCCUGGAUCUGAGUGCAAGAUGACAGUGGUAGAUCGUGUUUUCACUCGUUUGGGUGCCUACGAUAACAUUAUACAGGGCAAGAGUACGUUCCUAAUUGAAAUGGAAGAAGCAAGUACCAUAUUGCACUCGGCUACACGCGAUUCAUUAGUGUUGGUUGACGAGCUUGGUAGAGGAACUUCAACUUUUGAGGCUACUGCCAUUGCAGCUGCCUGUUUGGAAAAGUUAUCAGCUAUAGGAUGCCGCGGCGUGUUUACAACACAUUUUCACGAGGUGUGGUCAUACGCCAAGAAGUUGGAUAAUGUAUCUCUUUGCCAUAUGGCGGCUUCUCUCGAUGAUAAGGAAAAGAGCAUUACGUUCCUGUACAAGCUCUCACUAGGACUCUGUCCCGAAUCGCAUGGUAUUCACGUAGCUCGGCUAGCAGGGAUACCUAAACACGUUACUGACAUGGCAGAGGUCGUGUCUAGAUCAUAUAGAGCGUCUAAGCGUCCUAUAAAGUCGAUUCUACAGGCGUUGCUAGAAGCGCACAAGCAAGAUGACGAACCACUGUUUAGGAGACUCUACGAUGAACUACGCAAUUCACUCCAUAUAUAGCACAAUGCU
Molecule: messenger RNA, 3956 nt
Organism: Babesia bovis T2Bo
Lineage: Eukaryota; Apicomplexa; Aconoidasida; Piroplasmida; Babesiidae
Product: MutS DNA mismatch domain family protein
Exons: 3
Coding region: 6-3947 (1313 amino acids)
Biological process (GO): mismatch repair
Cellular component (GO): MutSalpha complex; nucleus
Molecular function (GO): ATP binding; ATP-dependent DNA damage sensor activity; mismatched DNA binding
Source: RefSeq, a predicted model, not a curated record